AUGCACUUCUUCUUCGCCGCGAACAACCCGCACCCCCCCAGCGCCAGCCUCGAACACGUCCAGGAUGAUCACGUGACAUUGCGCGUGUGCCUGGACGAUGUACAGACCCACAGCGGAGAUGUAUUUAGAGCUUCUUUCGAAUUGGUGGGCCCCAAGAAGUAUGCAGGAAACGUAAAGCUAGAUUACGUCGUGGUGUACCUCUACGGAGUGUACAUCCUCAACCAGGAAAUACUAACUGCUUGUACAAAUGGACCACUUUCAAAUAAGCAUGAAAACAUUAACCUACCUUUCUAUGGACCUAAUGAAAAGGAUGAACAGAAAUUCUUACUCUUCUACUCCAACCCAAUAGUCAUCUGCACCGAUGUGAACUUUGGAACCCCCAGUGAAACAACGCACUACCAUCUCAGUUGUAUCCUUCCACCAUUCCUACCCCCGACGUAUAAUGGGAAGUUCAUCAAAUAUAAGUAUUCCAUGUACGUGCAGGUAGUUAAAAGGCUCUACAGAAAUAGAACCGAAUUUGUAACCAAGCGGUAUGAGCACCAUUUACCUUUGCGCUUACUCAGUGGUAGAUGUAUCCGUUCCCCUGUCUUGGACUUGGUGCUCCUUCCCAUUAAACCAAGCAUCUGUCACCAGGACGGCGACUCCAUUCAUGAAAAUGGCGAAGACCCACUCGACUACCUCUACCAUGAUUUCCGCGCUGAAGUGAUCGACGAGGUGGUGACCCAAGGGGACAACACUUCUCCAGCGCGAUCGAACAAGAACUUCUCCACAAAUAGGGGAAUACUGGAAAGGGGCCCAUUAAGCUCACCCUCUAUUCCGUUGCACCUGUACAAUCAUUUUGGAAAAACGACUCUCGAUAGACUCCUCUGUAUAUACCUUCUCUCUUCUCAGAGAAAAGAAGACUCCUCUCUCUUCCACCUCAACUAUGUCCUCCCAAAUUAUAACUACUUCUAUUAUAUGCACAUGUUUCUGUACGUAGCUCACCACUGUGAUUACUACAGCAGGGAGUUGUCCCUGAGUGGGGAAUUCCAUCAACUUGGCUGCCUCCGCGCCUUUUUCUCGCUUCUGCGCUCGUUUAGUGGGUAUUCCAUAGGUGGUACUUCUGUGGAUAUCAUCCCAGAUGAGCCGAACAAAGAAAAAGAUACACAAACCGAAGGGAAGACAAACCCUGUAGAAGAAGAACUCUCCUCAUCCAUGUCUUUUCUUCAAAACGAUGAUAACCAUAUGCAUGAUACUUACCUGAGCAACUAUCCAGACUUUUUCUUCAAUGAGGUUAAGUAUGUCCCCUUACGAUGGUAUGACAACUUGGUUCUUCAUCAACAAUCCAAUUUCCCUAUCGAGGCAACUGAUGAGGAAGACUUUGCUAAUCUGUACUUGGAAGACAUCAGCUCCGAAUCAAGUAGCGAGUUAGAGGAAGAAGUCGACAUUGGUAAGCAGCCAUGUCCAGAUGGGUGGCACUCAUCCCAAGAGAUGACAAACCAAAGGGUAGAUGAAGCAUCUUAUAAAGGAGACAAGAAUAUUGUAACUUUGCCUGAACAUGGAAAAGGGUUCCUCUUAGACAAAGUCUACACUGCAGUGGACACCAUCAUUAAGUGUAUGGAGGAGGGAGAUAUGUUUAAGCGAAUUAACACGAGGAAGAUAAAGCCACAGAGUUUGUCCCCUCACGUAGCUAGCCACCCAACGGAUGGGGUAGUCGCCUCUCCUGUGAAAGAUAGCCCAAAUGGACAGACAACAAAUAAAGAUGCUUCACAAAAUAUUUAUCGAAUAAACGCCAAUGGAAAGAACAUAUGUCUCAUCACCCUGAUGGAUGGAAUGGACAACCAAGUAACAGAUACCUUCCCAUGCGGUGGCAUCAUCAACGUGCAGCUCUAUUUUGGCGAUGCAACCAUCUUCACAGUACAUGUAGAUGUACGUUUGAAAAGGAUCGAACAGGUAAAGAUAGAUCCAACGAUUCUAACACUGCAGAGGAAUAAUAUACAUGAUGAAAUUGUAAUCCCAGAUGAAACACGCACUUCCAUGGAUUCAGAAGGGAAAUCUCACCAUUGUAUCUCUAGCUGUAAAUUAAUUAAUGAAAGGAAUGUCUCUACCCUUCACUGCUCCAUAAAGAAUGUCAACUUUGUUCUAGGGGAAGGUGUCGUUCCUUCUUUUUCAAAUGACACGGUCAGCGUUGACUACCUCCUUGACUUUGAUUUCUUCUGCCAUGGCAAGGAGGGCGGAACAAACAUGGGCGAAAGGAUGGAACUUCCUUAUCAUACCAAUCAAAUGGUCCACCAAACUAACAAAGGCUACAAGGUUAAUGGAGCCAAUGAAGAGAAGGGAUCGGUCCAAGGGGGAGAAAGCAACGAAUGGAAUAAAGCCGAGACACAAGGGAGAAUACAUUCCGACUCUCUCCACCUGAACGAAUUCCUCGAUGAUAACAUUUAUAGUCUUACCUUUCGCAUCCCCAUCCACAUCAUCGAGCCAGCACACAACGUCUGUCCACACGACGUCUGUCCACAAGAUGUUUGCCCACAAGAUGUUUGUCCACAAGAUGUUUGUGCGUACGAUACGGGCAGUAAUACGAACCCUACUGGGCAUGCUAAACAAGUGAGCACAAGCGAGGGGGGACCCACCAGCCACCUCCUCUUACAGAACAGCCACAAAUUUAUGUACGCUGAUAUGCGUCACUUCGUGCGCACCUUGAAGAUGUGA
Messenger RNA from Plasmodium knowlesi strain H, 2691 nucleotides. Its product is annotated as conserved Plasmodium protein, unknown function. Gene Ontology annotation, biological process: retrograde transport, endosome to Golgi. Gene Ontology annotation, cellular component: Golgi membrane; Ric1-Rgp1 guanyl-nucleotide exchange factor complex. The record is from RefSeq and is a predicted model, not a curated record. Bases 1 to 2691 code for a protein of 896 amino acids. The transcript has a single exon. Lineage: Eukaryota; Apicomplexa; Aconoidasida; Haemosporida; Plasmodiidae.